Molecule: messenger RNA, 2755 nt
Organism: Heterocephalus glaber (naked mole-rat)
Lineage: Eukaryota; Metazoa; Chordata; Mammalia; Rodentia; Bathyergidae
Gene: Parvg
Product: parvin gamma
Biological process (GO): cell projection assembly; substrate adhesion-dependent cell spreading; establishment or maintenance of cell polarity regulating cell shape
Cellular component (GO): focal adhesion; cytoplasm; actin cytoskeleton
Molecular function (GO): actin binding
Source: RefSeq, a predicted model, not a curated record
GCAGCCCUGGAGGAAGCAGCAGCCACCGUGGGCCACCCACCCCCGGGCCCCAGGAGCCUCUGGGAACCGGAACCUGCUCUGCUGCGACUCUGGGUCACCCUCUGAGCCCUAGGCCUCAUUCUCCAGUUGAGGAGCAGCCAGGAAGAAGAUGGAGCCAGAGUCCCUCUACAACCUGCUGCAGCUCCCCAAGAAUGUGGCGCUGUCCAGGGAGGAGGAGGAGCUGCUGCAAGGAGAAAAGAAGAAAUACCUGCCACCCAAUUCCCGGAAGGACCCCAAGUUCCUAGAACUGCAAAAGGUGCUGAUGGAGUGGGUCAACGCCACCCUCCUGCCAGAGCACAUCGUGGUCCGCAGCCUGGAGGAGGACCUGUUUGACGGGCUCAUCCUGCACCACCUCUUCCAGAAGCUGGCAGGGCUCAAGCUGGAGGCCGAGGAUAUUGCACUGACUGCCACCAGCCAGAGGCGCAAGCUCGAGGUGGUGCUGGGAGCCGCAAACCAGAGCCUGCAGGUGGAGGCACCGCUGGACAGGUGGAGUGUGGACGCCAUCUUCAACAAGGACCUCCUGGCCACCCUGCACCUCCUGGUGGCCCUGGCCCGGCGCUUCCAGCCCCACCUGGCCCUGCCGCCCGAUGUCCGGGUGGAGGUCGUCACCAUUGAGAGUACCAAGAGCGGCCUCAAGUCGGAGAAGUCGGUGGAACAGCUCACGGAGAGCAGCACAGACAAGGACCAACCUCCAAAGGACAUCUUUGAUGAAUUAUUCAAGCUGGCUCCGGAGAAAGUGGGUGCCAUGAAGGAGGCCAUCCUGAGCUUUGUCAACCAGAAGCUGGAGCGCCUGGGGCUGUCGGUGCAGGACCUGGACACCCAGUUUGCAGAUGGUGUCGUCUUACUUUUGCUGAUUGGACAGCUGGAAGGCUUCUUUCUGCACUUAAAGGAAUUUUACCUCACUCCCAGCUCUCCUGCAGAAAUGCUGCACAACAUCACCCUGGCCCUGGACCUGCUGAAGGAUGAAGGCCUGCUCAGUCAACCCAUCAGCCCCGAAGAUAUCAUGAACAAGGACAGCAAGAGCACGCUGCGGGUGCUCUACAGCCUCUUCUGCAAGCACAAGCUGAAAGCAAACGAGGACGGGAUGCCCCGGGGAACCCCAAAUUAGCUGCCACCAGCCCCUCAAAGCUAUUUCUCCCACCUCUGUCCUGUUUCCUUCGAAUGAGUGUCCUAGGUGUGGAGCCAUUUGGAGUCAAGCUUGCCUUUUUCACUUUAGUUUUGCUAAAUUAUUUCUGGGGAGCUCUGGGAGCCCUGACACACGCGCAAAGGUGAGCUCAAUUCCCAAGCUGUGACAGGUCUCAGCAGCCUCCGUCCUGUCCUGUGGGGCUGCAUGGGACUCCUUUGGGGUGCGGGGCUAUGAGUUGAUGAUGGCUCAGGACCCAGACCCUGCAUACAGCUCCCCACUGCCUGCCUCCCACUUGGGGUGACAGUCCUGGGGCCCCCACCCAAAAGCAAGAGCCCCUCGAGGCUCCAAAAGCAAGCCCCCACGCUGCUCAGGGAAGUGAGCUCAGUUACUUGCCAAAGCAGCUGAGGCCCAGGCCAGCCCCUCCAGCUGUGAGUGUGAGACUGGCCCAAAAGUUGUGCAGAAGAAAUCUCUGUGGUCGAUUAGUGGGUUCAGGUCAUCUCCACUCUGUCCCUGGGGGAGCAAUCAUUGCUCUCUCAAGUGAGGUUUGGCAUCUUUCGCAAAGAAAAAGAAACUUGCAGGAGAAUUGAGCACAGUUGUUCCAGGACUGGCUCCCAGAGCUGCAGCAGCGGUGUCUGAUGAGAAAGAGCUGGAGGAGGGCACCGUGUAGGAUGGGAGGGUGGAGGAGUGGAGGGGUGCAGGGGAUCCAGCCCUGGCUGCUGCUCCUCCCAGGCUCCACCUGCCUUCCAGGAGCCAACCCCUGCCCCCUGGGAGACAGGGCCUUCUGGCUCAGGCCAGUCCCAGUUUGACGCCUUGGCUCUGGGCUGGUCUCUGGAGAGGAGAUAGGGGGCCUGGCCUGUGGCCUGUGGAGCUUGGGAGGACGUCCUGCAGGUUGACACGGGGAGUCUGAGAAGGUGGCACCACCAGGAUCCCAACCACCUGCCCCGCCACCUCCUGAUUCAUAGAGCAAACCAAAGCCUUUAGGUGGGUCCCAUGGGAGCCCUCAGCCACAUCAGAUGCACGCCGAUCCGCACCUGCAUCCCCUUCCCUGUGUCCCUGGGCAGGGUCCUGCUCCUGUACCAUGAGUGCCCUGCCCCCUCCUCCCUUAGAACACCCUCCAGCCUUGCUCUCCUCCCCCUCAAGAGUCUGGGGUCGUGCACGGGCCAGGACCCCACCUUUUUACACGCCAGGCUGUGUGGCCAAGCCAACAUCCACACCCCCUCCCAGGGUCUCUGUUCCCUCCACACUCAGGCCUCACCCUCUGCAGAUGGUUCAGUUCGGCUACCCAAGUUUUCACCACAUUCCAUUUAACAGCAGAUUUUCAAAAACAGUAGAAAUAAAUUAGCUUUUCGUGGCUUGAUUGAGGAACAAUUCACAAGCAGUGAACUUUCCCAGCUUAAGUGUGCACGGUGACAGGGUCUGGCAGAUCUGUACAGCAGGUGUCAUCCCCAGCAGGGUUGAGACUCGAAGGUGCCCAUCACCCAACCAGUCCCCAGGGCCCUUUAGGUCCAGCCCCUUUGGCCCAUCUGCUUUCUGUCACCAUGGUUUUGACUUUUCUAGGAUUUUUCAUAAACUGCUUCAAACAGGAUGUCA